CGCAGGUUUUGAUAUAUGCGUAACACUUAGAAUGGCCUUGGUUAAUUAUGGGAGUUCUGGUGAAGACUCAAGCGAUGACGGUGAAAAGUCCAUCGAAGACGGUGAUGGCAGCAAAGUAACUGAAAGCAAUGUAUCUAAAGAUCGAGUAGAGCCUGAAUUUAAAAUGCGAGUCCCUAAAAGUGCCAAAAUACCCAACCUCGUUCCUAAUAUCCCUAUCGUUAAAACAAAGGAAGGUAAAAUAUUCUUGUCUGUCCCGGACUUGGAAGCACUGGAUUCCUCGGAUGACAGUGAAGAGGAUGGUCAAUCAGUUAAAACUAAUAAGUUGCGCAGAAAUUACAAAUCUGAAAAAGACAAAGUUAACCUCCUCUCAAUUCUCCCACCUACACGUGCCCUGAUUAUUCGAGAAGGAAACAAACCAAUGAUACCGCAUCAAUUAAUCAUGUCUAGAAAAAUUACAAAUCAGUCUAACAAAGAAGCAUCUACUGUUAAAAGUAAAGGCGAAAAUGAUGAAAAGAAAUCACAUUCAACUCUUUCUGAUGCUGCUGAUGCUGAUGAAAUCUGGGAUUCAGAUGCUUUCGAUAAACAACAUGACUCUGAUACAGAAUUUUCAGAGCUAAACGAAGAUGCCGAAGAAUCCAGCUUCUUUUCAUUUUAUACACCUGCACCUGAAAAUCACGAAGCUGUUGCUUCAGCGCGAGCAGCAGCCAUAUCAGCAUUAAGAACAGGUCGAAGAAAAGCAGAAUUAUCCAGUGGUAAAACUCCUGCAAAGAAUGCUGAAAAUGAUCAUAGUCGUAAUAAUAAUAAUAAUUCAUCGAUAACAGCUGAAUUAUCUCAUGAAAUCUUUCUUGGUGAGAAGCAUACUCCAAAAUCAUGGGAAGAUUGCUUGCCUAAAGUUACUAUUAGUGAUACAGAAAUUUUGCGUCAAAUGUCUUCUACCCAGAAAAAUGCCUCUGAUGAAGAUGAGGAGUCUGUUGACAAAGUGUUUUGGUCGGAGGAGAAUUUCAUUCCAGGUCCCGAGCGUAAACGUGCACGUCUUACUAUGCCUGGUACAAAGGCGAAUAAUAUUGCUGUGAAUGAAUUACUUCAAUCGACAAACACUGAAGUUAUAUCUAUCAAUCAAUCAGAUUUAACUGCUGGCGCUCAGCUUGAAUUAAUCAAAUCAGUUACUGGAGAUGAUGCUCAGUAUAGACCAAAGCCUACAACAACCACUGAUGAGCCUGGCAAGUUGGCACAUCGGAAACAUCAAAUCACCUGGUUAUGUCACCAGGCUCAAGAGAAUGAACUUGAAUUGGAAAAACGUUGGGCUGAAGCUAGACGGAACAAGGCUUCAAAUCGAGCUAAAUAUGGAUUUUAAACCUCAGGGUAAUGGUGUGUGUGUGUGUGCGUGUGUUCGCACGCGUGUGUGUAUGUCUGUGUUUCCUUCUCUUGUGUAAAUAGAACUUCCUACUACUAUCCUACUAAUUUAUUAUUAUUUUUGGUAAUCUGAAUUUCUUAUCUCCUUUCUGUGAAACCUUUUCUUUCCCUUCUUUUGUAGAAAAUAUUUCAUUGUAAAGUAUACAAAAUAUAAAUGAUGCUUGGGGUUUCAGUGUUUUGUUCAGUAUUUUCAUAUCUUCUCUUAAAAGAAAUAGUGGAGUGGAC
This is a messenger RNA of Trichobilharzia szidati, 1638 nucleotides long. NCBI's taxonomy places the organism in Eukaryota, Metazoa, Platyhelminthes, Trematoda, Strigeidida, Schistosomatidae. The record is from the annotation of a GenBank genome assembly.